This is a messenger RNA of Sapajus apella (tufted capuchin), 384 nucleotides long. RefSeq names its product defensin beta 131B (gene DEFB131B). Gene Ontology annotation, cellular component: extracellular region. NCBI's taxonomy places the organism in Eukaryota, Metazoa, Chordata, Mammalia, Primates, Cebidae. The transcript has 4 exons. The record is from RefSeq and is a predicted model, not a curated record. Gene Ontology annotation, biological process: innate immune response. Bases 1 to 384 code for a protein of 127 amino acids.
AUGAAGGAAGUAAAUGGAACAGUCAGCAAUAGCAAUAACCAGCACGACGACCCUAAAAUCCCCCUUUGUGUUUCUAGGGUGCCGGCAGAGGCUUGUGCCCAGAGGACUAAAUGUACACAGAAGUCCUCUUCACCUCAGCCACUGAUUCUCUCUAAACUGCUUUACCUAUUCAACCAUGAGGGUCUUGUUUUUAUCUUUGGAGUCCUUGCCUUGUCCAUAAUUCCUCCAGCCAGAAGCUCCUCUUUUAAUAUUCGAUGUCAUGGAAAAUAUUAUCAUUGCAAACUGAAGUGCCACGCUGAUGAAUAUGCAAUGAGAUACUGUCCUGACAACAACAUCUGCUGCAGAGUGAAGAAAACAAAAUUUGUGGGACAAACGAAGUGGUGA